AUGGUCCAAGCAAAAGCCUUCAUUGUCCCCGAGAAACAAGCACCUUUCCAGUCAAAUACCGUUGAAUUAGACGUAUUGCAAAGCGGGGAGGUUCUGGUAGAGCUCAAGGCAACUGGUAUCUGUCAAACGGAUCUGGUUGUCCAAAGUGGGAAGAUUCCCGUCCCCUUUCCCGCCAUCCUGGGCCAUGAAGGCGCCGGUGUGAUUCGUGCUGUUGGCUCAGCCGUCACGGAUUUAGUUGUCGGCGAUCAUGUGGUUCUUUCAUAUAAUUACUGCAAGACAUGUCUAAGCUGCAGAGCUGGCAAGACCUUUCACUGCUCAGAUAUACGAGCGCGCAACUUUGGAUCCCAGAGGCCGGACGGAUCGCAGACUGUCAUAUCCGAUGACGGCUUGAAAGGCACCAUCAGCACAUGCUUCUUUGGCCAGUCAUCAUUCUGCAAUCCAGCGGUGGUUCAGGAAGCGUGUUGUGCCAAAGUGGACAAGGACCUACCACUCUCCGUGCUCUGCUCCUUUGGUUGUGGAUUUCAAACGGGUAUUGGAUCUAUAUUUAAAGUCGUCCGGCCGAUCGAACGACAGGCCCGGUCCCUCCUGGUUUUGGGUUUGGGCAGUGUAGGGGCGGCAGCAAUCAUGGCGGCAAAAGUCCGAGCCGAAGAUUGUCCCGGAAUACUUGACACUAUUAUUGCUGUAGAUGUUGCCGACGAAAAGCUGAGUAUAGCCUUGGAGCUCGGAGCAACGCAUGUGAUCAAUUCAGCCAAGGAGGAUCUGGAACGCCGUGUGGCAGAAAUUACCCACGGUCAGGGGAUUGAUGCGGCCAUCGAUUGCACGGGUGUGAUUUCGGUGGUCAACUCGAUGGUCAGUUUGGUGGGUGCUGGUGGAGUGGCGGUCACUGUUGGUGGACCACCGGCCGGUCUUAAAGCGUCAAUUGACGUAUUUGAUAUGUUGAUCAACUGCAAGACGUAUAUCGGGUGUCAUCAAGGCAAUGCAUAUUCUAAGACUUUUAUACCAUUAAUGAUCGAUCUUUAUCGAAAGGGACGGUUGCCGUUGGAUAAAUUACAGAAGACUUAUAAGGUCACUGAUAUCAACUUGGCAGUCAGUGACAUGAAAGCAGGGCGUGUUUGGAAGCCUGUGCUUCUCUGGGACUGA
Aspergillus welwitschiae is the source of this 1140-nucleotide messenger RNA. RefSeq names its product NAD(P)-dependent alcohol dehydrogenase. Gene Ontology annotation, molecular function: zinc ion binding; oxidoreductase activity. Lineage: Eukaryota; Fungi; Ascomycota; Eurotiomycetes; Eurotiales; Aspergillaceae. The transcript has 3 exons. The record is from RefSeq and is a predicted model, not a curated record. Bases 1 to 1140 code for a protein of 379 amino acids.